This is a messenger RNA of Nymphalis io (European peacock), 3881 nucleotides long. Its product is annotated as chorion peroxidase. Gene Ontology annotation, molecular function: peroxidase activity; heme binding. Bases 444 to 3638 code for a protein of 1064 amino acids. Lineage: Eukaryota; Metazoa; Arthropoda; Insecta; Lepidoptera; Nymphalidae. The transcript has 11 exons. The record is from RefSeq and is a predicted model, not a curated record. Gene Ontology annotation, biological process: response to oxidative stress.
GUCGCGAUGGCGGCCACACGCAAACUGACAUCACGCGCCAAAUUCAAAAAAUCGAACUCAUUCUAGUCAAUUUUUUUAGACUGAUAGCAUGACUAAAGAUGACUUAAACAUAAAUAGAAUAAAAACAGACUAAUGAAUGAAUACAGACAUUUGACUGUGAAAUGCUUUAACUGACUAUUGACUGUGACAGUGUGAGUGACUUGACUUGACUUUUUGACUGGAUUUUUGACAAAUUACGAGGAUAUAUUAGAGGUAACAAUGGCAAUGGUCUGGAGAGUCGCACGGAGGAAAGCCAGUUUCCAGGUGCAAGCGCAUUGCGACAGUCAUCUUUAUUGGAACAAUGUCCACUACGAGGACCUCCUAAAUGCCCACCAGCUUCUAAGAGAUACCGUACACACGAUGGAACUUGCAACAACCUCAGCCGCCCAAGAUGGGGCGCCACCAUGACACCAGUCCAACGUUUCUUACAACCAGUCUAUUCUGAUGGCAUCCAAGCACCUCGUAAAUCUAUCGUUGGUACCACUCUUCCGUCGGCAAGAGAAAUUAGUGCAUUGAUUCACGAAGACAAAAACGCAGAGAACCCUGGUAUAACCCAUUUACUGAUGCAGUGGGGACAGUUCUUGGAUCAUGAUGUAACAUCCUCCUCCCAAUCGAGAGGAUUCAACGGUUCAGUGCCCAGAUGCUGUAAGGAUGGAGGGAGAGAUUUUAUACCUAAGGAGCUUAUGCACCCAGAAUGCAUGCCUAUUGCCGUGCCACCAUCAGAUCCGUUCUACGGUCCAAGGGGUGUUCGUUGUCUGGACUUUGUGCGUUCAUCCCCAGCUCCUCGAGAUGACUGCGCACUAGGCUGGCGUGAGCAGUUUAACCAAGUAUCUGCAUACAUCGACGGCUCUCCGCUAUAUGCUAGCUCUGCUAGACAAUCGGACAAACUUAGGCUGUUUAGAAAUGGGAUGUUGCAAUACGGACGUGUUCAGCAGCGCCGACCACUGUUGCCUCCAGACCGUGACGAGCUGUGUCGUGGGGGAGCUGUCUCCACUGAUUGCUUUAAGUCUGGUGAUGCGCGCGUCAACGAACACCCAGGUCUCGUCGCAGCUCACAUCGUAUGGCUACGACAGCACAACAGAAUGGCUCAAGAACUCGCACAUUUAAACCCCCAUUGGAGCGACGAAAAGAUCUACCAGGAGACUCGCAAGAUCGUCGGCGCCAUGGUUCAACACAUCACCUAUAGAGAAUUUCUACCCAUUGUUUUAGGAUCUGAAGUAAUGCGGCUGUUUGAACUUGAGCUACAACAAAAGGGCUUUUAUCGUGGCUAUAGUCCAAAAAUCAACGCAAACCCAGCUAGUUCCUUCGGCUCUGCUGCUUUUCGAUUUGGACACAGCCUCGUGCAAUCCUCCUUUGUCCGUUUUGACAGGUUUCAUCGCCCUAUUAACAAUAACGUCUCCCUCCACGAUGAACUAACUAACCCAUCUAAUAUCUGGAGUAUGGGCGCCGUAGAUCGCCUUCUUCUUGGCAUGGUAAACCAACCUAUACAGAAACGUGAUGAAUUUAUCACCGAGGAGUUGACAAAUCAUCUUUUCCAAACUCCUCACUUUAGUUUCGGUAUGGACUUGGCGGCUAUCAACAUCCAAAGAGGGAGAGACCAUGGAGUCCCAACAUACACAACUUGGAGAGAGCCCUGUGGAUUAUCAGCUAUAAGCAACUUCGAGGAUCUAUUUAGAGUCAUGCCAGCGAGAGUUGUUAGGAAAUUGAAGGUUUUAUACAGACACGUAGAUGACAUUGACCUAUUUACUGGUGGCAUGGCAGAACGCCCUGUUGUUGGAGGCUUAGUGGGACCGACAUUUGCAUGUAUCAUAGCUCAACAAUUUUCCAAUUUGCGGAAAGGUGAUCGCUUUUGGUAUGAGAACGGAGGAUUCGAGUCUUCGUUAACGCCGGCACAGUUGCAACAGAUACGCAGAAUAUCUCUAGCACAAGUACUUUGUCGUACAUUAGAUUCUAUUGACAGCAUUCAACCAUUUGCUUUUCUUUCCUCUGACAACCCCGAUAAUGAAAGGAUAUCAUGCCGUAAUGGUCUGCUGAAUAACUUUGAUUUAUCCCCUUGGAUUGAAAUACAUUCAGACUCUAACAAUGACGUGAGAAAAUCUGAUGAAGAUGCACCAACUACCUCUAAGCCUAGACGAACAAAGCCCACUACUGCUGGACCUAUAACAACUACUAGAAAAUCUCAAAAAACAGCACAAGCUAAUAGAAAGAAACCAAAUUCUGUAAACGACUCAAAUAAAACACAAAGUCAUAAACUCAACACAACUGACAUUAACGAUAAUGACCGUACUGAUAAUAAAACUACAAACUCAAAGCCCAAUAUAAUAGUACAAGCUAUAGACGACAAACUAGACUUUAGGAACAAGACUAGACGUUACAGCGACGUCGACAUCAGUAGUCGUUACAACCCGACUCGACAAUACAAUGACUAUUACGACGACGUACAAAACGUACAAUCCGUAGUUAUUAACAACUUACCAAAUAAAAAAAGACCUAGCAGACCUUACAUAUCUGUGACUGAAAAUAUAGACAAAUACACUUACUUGAUAAAUUACGUACCGAGACCGACUCAAUCAUGGCGUAAGACUACAAGACGAAAUCACGACAGAGAUGUUGUUAAAGUUACUUACCAGACAUAUGACGAUACAUACAGACGACCAAACAGACCGUACUACAACAGAGACGAUUUAGACAAUGACUUUGAAUCACGUGACAACAAACCGAUUGUACCCGUGACAGAAAACUUUCCAUCCUCAGCUAGAACGAAUGACGACGAUAGUUUUGAACCAAGAACUACAGAAAAAACUGUUAUGACUGACCGACCAAAACAUCCGACGGAGAAGUCUUCUAAAGUUGACACAAUUGAUCCAACGACUGAGAACAUUUACAAAUUACUAACAUUCGGAUACGUAGGUACUUACAGAGGUGAGGCGAUCACCGGUACUAACAAAGACAAUGCACGUAUUACUGAUAAUGACAAAAGACAUAACGUUAUAAGUAAAGACUUUUCGACUGUUGAAACCGAGAAAUAUGACGCUAACAUUACAGAUGACUUAAAUAAUACUAAACUUUCAACUUUCAUCCUUUAUGAGACUGCGACUAAACCUUACAGCUUAAAUAGACCGACAAGACGAAACGAUGACGAACAUUUGACUGUAGACACAAAAAAUAAAUACUUUUUUAUGCAUAACGUUUUGCGCAAAUAUCCAGAUGGAUCGUCAUUGGCAGAUUAUAACCAAAACAAAGGAGAAAAAACAAAUGAUAAUAUAAAGAAGAAUUCUCAAACAUUAGAUAACUUAGGAAUAGAGGAAAGAUCGGGAAUAAAUAAAUUAUCUUCAAAUAUAGAUGAGUCAAAACCAAUUAAUAGUAAUAAGCCGAAACAUAAGAGACCAGCCAAUUCCGUGAAAACGCCAUCUGUAGCUUUCCAAAUAAUACCAAGUGAAAACAAUCCAUCACAGUGGGCAGUAUAUGACGAGAACGAAGACCUUCUUGGAGGAUUUCUUCAGAGAAUGCCCUCCAUCAAAUCUGAUCCCUACGCCCUUCGAGAAAUUCCUCGACCUAUGGACUUCAACUCUUUAAGACGAAGGCCUGGACGAAUUUAACAAUUGAACACUUUAGGAAAAAUACACUUCGAGUUUUAUAAUACUAGUGCUUAAGGUGUUCAAUAAUUUAAAACUGCAUAAAUCUUGCCUAUCUGAUUGCUAUUAUACAAUUCGAACGGCAUCAUUCAAUUUUUUUAUGUUUAUUACAGGAAUAUAAGAAAGAUAAAGAAAUAUUUCUGGUAAAUAUUAAUACUUUGUAACGUGACAACGCAUUGACUUAAGACUUAUUAUGACUAAUCGUUA